UAUUCAUUCAUCUGUUCCUUCUGCUGUAAUACGCAAAGGUCUUUGGGUUGGCCCUUCUCUCUCCUCAAAUCUUUCGUUCAUCUCUCUCUCUUCAUCCAAAGCUUUCAUCUUCAUAUCAAUGCCACAUCCCACCAUUAAAAAUUUCAAAGCUUAAAAUCUUUCCAUUUUUUCAGUUUCAAAUCUCUAUCUCGUAUUCGGAUCCGCACAGCAUUUCCGGGUUUUUGUUUUCAGUCCGAGUUCUUCGUGCUGCAUUUUUUUUAUUCAUGGAUCCGAAAAGGAAGAAAUCCGGGUUGCACGACCCGGAAGACGAAUACAGGGUCCGGUCGGUAUUUCCCGACGAGGUUCUGGAGCGGGUUCUGGGCAUGGUGGAGUCGGGAAAGGACCGGGGCUCGGUGUCGCUGGUGUGCAAGGACUGGUACGACGCGGAGCGGUGGUCGCGCCGCCACGUGUUUAUCGGAAACUGUUACGCCACAUCGCCGGAGAUUGUUUCCCGGCGGUUUCGUAACAUUCGGAGCGUGACCCUGAAGGGGAAGCCCCGGUUCGCGGACUUCAAUCUGGUCCCCGACCAUUGGGGCUCCGAUGUCCGGCCGUGGGUGGAGGCGUUCGCCGCCGAGUACCCGCUGCUGGAGGAGCUCCGGCUGAAGAGGAUGACGGUGACUGAUGAGAGUCUGGAGAUGUUGGGUGUUUGUUUUGGUGGGUUCAAAGCUCUCUCGCUUGUCAGCUGUGAUGGGUUCAGCACUGAUGGCCUUGCCGCCAUCGCCACUCACUCCAAGAAUUUGAUUGAACUUGACAUCCAGGAGAAUCAAAUUGAUGAGAAAAGUGGCAGUUGGUUAGGUUGUUUCCCUGAAACAUUCACGUCUUUGGAAAUACUGAACUUUGCAAGCCUGAAUUCCGACGUCGAUUUUGAUGCUCUUGAGAGGCUUGUAAAAAGGUGCAUAUCAUUAAAGGUGUUGAAGGUUAAUAAAAAUGUAACCUUGGAGCAACUGCAGAGGCUUCUUACCAAUGCUCCUCAACUUUUGGAGCUCGGGACCGGCUCAUUUGCCGUGCAAGAGAUCGCAGCCUGUCAGAAUUCACAAUUCUUAAGAGCAUUUAGCAAUUGCAAGAAUUUACACACCCUCUCUGGAUUAUGGGAAGCAACCACUCUUUAUCUCCCAGUUGUAUAUCCUGCAUGUACUACAAAUCUUACUUUCUUGAAUUUGAGUUAUGCUGCUGCUUUGCAAAGUUGGGACCUUGCUGAGCUUGUUGCUUAUUGCCCACGUCUCCGGCGCCUUUGGGUACUGGACACAGUGGAAGACCAAGGGUUGAAGGCUGUUGGAUCUAACUGUCCUUUGCUUGAGGAACUCCGUGUUUUCCCUUCUGAUCCUGAUGGUGAUGGUAUUAUCCGUGGGGUGACUGAAUCAGGGUUUGUUGCUGUGUCUCAUGGGUGCAGAAAACUCCAUUAUAUCCUCUACUUCUGUUGGCAGAUGACUAAUGCAGCUGUAGCAACCGUUGCACAAAAUUGCCCCGAUAUCACCCACUUUCGUCUCUGCAUAAUGAUCCCAGGGCAACCAGAUUACAUGACGAACGAGCCUAUGGAUGAGGCUUUUGGUGCAGUUGCGAAGAAUUGCACUAAACUCCAACGGCUUUCAGUGUCAGGUUUAUUGACUGACCAUGCCUUCGAAUACAUUGGGAAGUACGCUAAGAAUUUGGAAAAGCUUUCAGUAGCCUUCGCUGGAAAAAGUGAUUUGGGGAUGCAGUGUGUGCUGAAAGGUUGUCCAAAGCUCAAGAAACUUGAGAUAAGGGACUGCCCGUUUGGGAAUGCAGCUUUUCUCUCAGAUAUAGAGAAGUAUGAAUCCAUGAGAUCACUUUGGAUGUCAGCCUGCAAUGUGACUAUAAACGCCUGCCGGUUAUUGGCAAGUCAGAUGCCGAGAUUGAACGUUGAGGUAAUGAAGGAUGAAGGGGAUGAUGACUGUGUGGCUGAUAAAGUUUAUGUUUACCGUUCUGUUGCUGGGCCAAGAAGGGAUGCCCCGCCUUUUGUUCUCACUUUCUGAAGAUUCAAACCUAUUCUGCUAAUGCUUUGAAGCUUACAGAGAACAUGGUUGCAUGGUCUUCAACUAUCCUGCUCCCAGCUGAAACUAUUUCGUGAAGCCCUGCCUCUGACCUAAGAAAAAUAUUAUUCAUACAGCCUCAAGCUGCAGAGGACAUUUGAUAAAGAUAUUGGAUAUGAAAUUUUCACUUUCAUUCAGCUUAAUGAAAUGGAAGGUCGACAGAACGAAGGGCCAGAAAUUACAGAACUUGGAAUUCGUUUAUUUAUUUUCUUGAUGUACAUAUUUGAGGAGAGCAAAAAGGAAGUCAAGGUUUAUGAAGCAGAGCUUAUGCCUUCACAACCUCCAGUGGCGGGAUCUUAUCUGCUUCCACAGCGAGAUUAGCCGUUCCCCUGAAAAGCAAGAAUGCAAGGCUACCGAUGAAGAAAUAGAUGAAGCAGCCUUGGCUGUGUGUCACAAACGAACCAAAAUCUGUUCCUACGAUGCAUUGCCACCCCAGCCCGUAUGUCUCGUCGAAUUCCUGCAUUGAAACAAGCAAAGAAGGUAGAAACAAACACUUGAAUUCAAAUCAUUUAGCGAGGAUUCAAUGCUGAGGAUAAUCCAGGAAAAGGAGAGGUGACCUUCUUUAUGAAUUGAGCAAUUUCAGUGGGUUCGGUGACAUCGAAGUUAUCGAGAGCCUUUGCAGCUAAAUGGAGAGCGUCUUGCUGCAUUGCUUGAAGCAUAUCAGUCUCAUUGACGACGGCUUUGCCUUCCAACAUGGCUCCAGAAAAUCCCGCCUGGAGUUGCCGCUGCUGUUGGGAAAUAGCGAAAAAGGUAGCAGAUAAAGCAGUUUAGAUUGCAGGCAUAGGCUGUAGUGAAGCGAAUUAUAUCGAACGGGAACUUCACAUCUCUAUGUGGUAGUCUCCAUGCUGUGUGUGAUUAUCAAAGAAUAAUGCAAAGGAUUAGAGCAAGGUGGUCAGAAAACAGACAAGAUGUUGUGUCAUGGAUGAUGGGGUCAUGGAAGAUGCAUUGCUUGUGUACAGGAUCUCGCAUCUUGUUCGAUCAAUGGCUGCGAUAGCGAGGGGCAGUUUUCAAUUGGGGGUCCACAUUAUCUCGAAGAAGCAGGACGUUUGUGGUUGUACAAAAGAUGCUUCCUUUGAAUUUCAGGAUGGUGUUGUGAGGUUCAUAGUCAGUUGUGUUUUUUUUUUUUACCUUUUUCGUUGAUCCAAGAAUUUGUAGCUUGUCAUUGAUCAAUGUUGAUGAGAAAAAUACUGCAAAUUAAAUCAAUAAAAUAAGAAAUAUUGCUUC
Messenger RNA from Malus domestica (apple), 3311 nucleotides. Its product is annotated as protein TRANSPORT INHIBITOR RESPONSE 1-like. Gene Ontology annotation, molecular function: protein binding. Gene Ontology annotation, biological process: SCF-dependent proteasomal ubiquitin-dependent protein catabolic process. Gene Ontology annotation, cellular component: SCF ubiquitin ligase complex. The record is from RefSeq and is a predicted model, not a curated record. Lineage: Eukaryota; Viridiplantae; Streptophyta; Magnoliopsida; Rosales; Rosaceae.